This is a messenger RNA of Saccoglossus kowalevskii, 693 nucleotides long. Its product is annotated as poly(U)-specific endoribonuclease-B-like. Lineage: Eukaryota; Metazoa; Hemichordata; Enteropneusta; Harrimaniidae. The record is from RefSeq and is a predicted model, not a curated record. Gene Ontology annotation, molecular function: RNA endonuclease activity.
AUGAGGACGUGGUGUGCCUACUGCAAAAGACGGGGCCAUUCUUUGUACGAAGACAGGGUUACCUACAUACAAAUUGUGUGCUUGAAAUCCCGACUUCUAGGGCGGUGUUAUAUGAGUCACGAAUUUUUAACUGCUCUAUUCAACGCCAGAGAACAGCUUCCUCAAAGCAAUGGGAAAUUCCUGCUGCUCUGUCGGCACCUCUGGGAAUUGGACGAACGUCUGACCGCAGGAACACACUACAGCAUCUCCCCACGUCUUGCAGAUGAUGGUAGCAGCGAGGAGGACGCGGACGCCGCGCAGGGAGCAGCUGCCUUUCCUGUGGUCUGUUGUAUGUUUCAAUAUGUUAAUGAAGACAUAUUUAAAAAAGAGUCGUAUAAAAACUUCGUAGAGUUACUGAAAAUAUUUGGAGUUUCAGAGGUUAACUAUGACGCCGAAGAAACCCAGGAGCAGGUUGGGAAGUUUCUAGACAUCAUCAUCGGCGAACCUCCGUGCAAACGUCUGUUUUCAUUCUUGGUGGAAACACAGCUUGUAGGGAAUGACAUCACCCAAUUUAAAGACAAGCUGAGAGAAUUGUGGUUUUGCCCGUAUAACACCCCAUCUGGCGUUUCCUGUGCUUUUCAACGAGUGUUUGUUGGUAAGCCAGAAAUACAAAGGUCACAUGGCUAUAGGAUUGUAAAACCCUCAAACCCAUAA